UUCUGGAAUUUAUAGAAUUUAUGAAAGAAAUCAACGCGUGAUGAUGUUUCUCGGUGGUGCCCUCGAUAUAUGUGGAAGUGAAGAGAAGAGAUGCGUUUUCCGCCGCGGCUGCCCUGAAGCCGUUACGUUAAAGAUGAGUUCGAACGCCGGACGGAUUACGCGCCACGCGACGACGAUCCAGGCGACGAGUCGAGGGUCGAGGGCCCACCGGACGAGACGCCUUCGAAGAGCCGAGCGCGAGCUCUACGAGAAUGAUGAUGCGACGCUCGUCCGCCUCUCGUCCUCGAUCCACAUCUGGACGUGCUACACGAAGGCCUCUCCACUUUUUGCAAGACCGGGUGGCCUCGAUGAAACCAGUUGGUCACGGAUCAGAUUCAGCAUACCUUGCGACAAGGAGGGAUUAAUCCAAUUUUCGGUCUCUUCCUCGCCGACAUCUAUUGCUUGGCGUCAGGUACUUGCCCAGUGCUCGAGGAGGCGAACAAUGUGCUGCGGAAGGGCAGGCUUAGAUGUUUGCCGUAACGCAACUAUCUGCGUUUCUGGAUCCUUACAAGGUUAUGCCUCAAACGUAAUGCGUUCUGGAUCAACAUCAUAUAUCAAAGCAUGUUCUGACGUCUGCUGUAGAAGAUGACCUGUUGGCGUGGGAGCUAUCUUGAAGAGAAGCAUGGACGUUUUCUUGAUUCUACGACGAAGACGAAGUCAUUGGUAGAUGGAAUCUGCUGCUGAAGUGUCCGUCGGUGGUGCCGUCCGGCCGUUUCUUCUAUGAUAGCAGCAGAAUGGAGUUCAUCAAUUCAUGUCUUGGCUAGUUCGAGAAAUGAUUUACGGGUCACACACAUUAUAAUCUCUCUCUGAUCAGUCUGUAUUUCGGAAGACUAGUCCAUUGCGGAGGAUGGCCUGGUUAGGCAUAAUUGCAAACGCACGCAUGCAUAUCAUCGUUUCGGGAAGCGAGGCUAUUUUCUAUGUACUGGUCGACAUACUUGGAGACUUUGGUCUGUGAUCCGACCAGAAUCUUAUUAGUAAAUAGAGCCAUGUUAACGAGUUUUCUUUUAACUGGUCGUUUGAUGGUACGAAGCUUUUUCCAUGGGAACUACAACAGGAGAAGGGGUUUUUCAUUAAGUGAGUAAAGCUGCUUGUGGAGGUAAAGCUGCUUCAUAGACCUUGGCGUAUGAGCCUUGUUUGUUAUCUGCGCUGUGUAGUUACAUCUGAGUUGUCAGUCAGCGCAACAACUUCGAGAUGAUCUUCAGCAGAGUACGAAAGCAAAGUUUUGUUUCUGAAGAGAAUAGUUGGAAAUGUAAUAAGUAGGUGUUCGACAAGUUUAAUGUAGGAAGGAAACGUCUGAAAUAGCAUGGUUUUCAAAUUUUAAUGGUUGAGAACGUGGCAUAUGCUGAAGGCUCAAUCCAAACUGUUCCAG
This is a messenger RNA of Marchantia polymorpha subsp. ruderalis, 1408 nucleotides long. The record is from the annotation of a GenBank genome assembly. Lineage: Eukaryota; Viridiplantae; Streptophyta; Marchantiopsida; Marchantiales; Marchantiaceae.